AUGGCAGAUCGAUAUGAAGAAAAAGGUGAUAAUGAAAUAGGAAAUGACAUGGCCGCCAUAAAGGCCAAAAGAGCUAAAAAUGCUGCAGCAGUAAAGAAAAGAAUCAUGAAAAGAUUGAAGGAUACCAAAUUGAUAAACAAAAAAAAACGUACUGAAUUAAGAGCAAGGACAUUGAAAUAUGAAAAAGAAUAUGCUGAAGAAAGAAGGAAAAUAACAGAGUUGAAAAGAGAAGCUAGAAAAAAUAAUUGCUUUUAUAGAGAAGCUGAAAAGAAAGUAGUUUUUGUAAUAAGAUUAAAGGGUGUUAAUAAAUUACCACCAAAAGUAAAAAGUGUAUUCCGCUUAUUAAGAUUAUUACAAGUACAUAAUGGAGUAUUUGUUAAAGUAAAUAAAGCUACAAAAGAAAUGCUAAAAAUUGUUGAACCAUAUGUCACAUAUGGAUAUCCAUCAUUAUCCACUGUUAGAAACUUAAUAUAUAAAAGAGGAUAUAUAAAGGAUGGAAAAGUACGUAGAUAUUCUAGAAAAAAAAUCCAAAACAAUGAAGAUAUUUCAAAACAUUUAGGUAAAUAUAAUGUACAUGGUAUUGAAGAUAUGGUUUACCAAAUAUAUACUUGUGGCUCUGUUUUUAAAAAAGUAAAUAAUUUCUUAUGGGCAUUUAAACUAAAACCACCCAAGAAAGGAUUCAAAGCAAAACGACAUGGAUUUAAUGAACCAAGACCUGGAGAUUGGGGAAACAGAGAAGAACAUAUUAAUGAGUUGGUUAGUAGAAUGAUUUAA
Plasmodium vinckei vinckei is the source of this 774-nucleotide messenger RNA. Its product is annotated as 60S ribosomal protein L7, putative. Gene Ontology annotation, cellular component: cytosolic large ribosomal subunit. The coding region runs from base 1 to 774 and encodes 257 amino acids. Gene Ontology annotation, molecular function: structural constituent of ribosome; RNA binding. Gene Ontology annotation, biological process: maturation of LSU-rRNA from tricistronic rRNA transcript (SSU-rRNA, 5.8S rRNA, LSU-rRNA). NCBI's taxonomy places the organism in Eukaryota, Apicomplexa, Aconoidasida, Haemosporida, Plasmodiidae. The record is from RefSeq and is a predicted model, not a curated record. The transcript has 3 exons.